AUGCACUCCAACGGCCCCGUCAAGGAAUGCCCAUUCGCUUCUUUCAAGUACAAAACCAUCCGAGUCUUCAGGUUUCGGCCAGUCUACAGACGUGGUCACGAGAUUCUCGAUAAACGAAGAUCAAGCUCGUCGGCUUUUCAACAUGUCCGUAACCGAUUCCCGCCUCAGGCCCGUAUGAACUUCCUGGUUUUAACAAACGAUAGAUACAUGAUCGGAAGCAAUCCCUACCUCCCUCUCUUUGAACCGACUUUGGAUACAUUCGAUAAGAUUCGCCAGUCUUCGUCUCUCCUCCUUGCGUCCAUCCUCUCGGUUGCGAGCAGGACUGAGGAUGGGAUGGAGCAUCUAUCUGGACUUUUCCGUGAAGAAGCAAACAGGCUGGCAGGAGAAAGUCUUUUUGACAAUGUGGCCAGGCCCGAAACUGCCCAGGCUUUGCUAAUCCUUGCUGCGUGGUCGGAAAAAUCUUGGUUCGCUUUAAGCCAUGCCGUCAAUGUGGCUUUGGACCUCGGCAUCGACAGUUCCUUGAGCACAUUGACUGCAGAAGCAAGCUUGCCGAUCAAAAGUCUGAUCAAACUGGGUCGAGAGACGCGCACCUGGCUGAUAAUCUACCAUUUGGAACGCGAGAUCGCAUUCGGCACCGCUCGGAAAUCUCGUGUGGCUCGAGUCGAGGAAGAUGGGCUUCGAGCAUUCCGUCAUCACGCUUGUUCGCGCCAUUUGGAUGUUCGUUUCCUGUCCAUUAUUGACCUCGUGCAGCUACGAGAGAAGUGGCAGACAAUCAUUGAAGGUUAUACGAAUAUUGCAGCUGACGCCAUGGAUCUCGUGCGGGAUGCAAAAGAAUCCUUCCAUGCCUGGGAGAUGAACUGGGACCAGCAACAUGACGAUCGCGAGUACGACAUGGCUUCAUUCCAACGAGUCAGCUUGACUGUUCAAAGAAACUAUGCAACAAUCCUUGUCUACUGUGAAAUCCUCAGCGAACUGCAAAGACAGAAGUCUGGAGGCAGUCGUGUCGUCUUGGAUGCGUUCCACCAACUGAGCCGAGAGACACUGAUAUCGGCGACUGAUCAUCUUCAAUUCAUCACGAGCACAAGUUCAUUUAAAUGGCAGUUGAAGUUCUCGCCAACAUACUCUGCACUGACCAUCGCUUUUUCAGCGGCUCUGGCGCUCACCCUCGCGAAGACACACCCCACUAUCUCACACGAACGGUCUCUCGUCGCCAUUAUCCAGGAAAUAUCAAGUAUACUCGCCGAGUACCCGAAUCAGAAGUUUCAUCGGCUGGUCGAAUCCUUUCUGAAAAGAACGUCAGUGAGAAGCACAUCCUCUCGACCCCAGCCUGAGCAGAAAACCGCCACCACAACGACGCAGGGCCCAAAUCCAACGCAGUCGACAUCGACGCAUAGGAGGCACGUCGAUGAUUUCUCCCAAACUACUGAUACCACCUCCCUCAACCUCCACAGCGGUCAGAAUCCAGGGUGUGCGCCUACCAUCAGCGCGUUCGCCAACACCGCCAGUCUGUUCAGCCCGCCGGACAUGACUUUUCCGCACGAUAAAGAGUUGGAAGCGAUCCUUGGCCUACCUGCUGAGAGCUGGUUUCUCGACCCGUUCUCGCUAGAAGGAUUCAGUUUUGAUGGUGGGGCCUGA
Diplodia corticola is the source of this 1635-nucleotide messenger RNA. Its product is annotated as c6 transcription factor. Gene Ontology annotation, cellular component: nucleus. The record is from RefSeq and is a predicted model, not a curated record. The coding region runs from base 1 to 1635 and encodes 544 amino acids. Gene Ontology annotation, molecular function: transcription cis-regulatory region binding; DNA-binding transcription factor activity, RNA polymerase II-specific. NCBI's taxonomy places the organism in Eukaryota, Fungi, Ascomycota, Dothideomycetes, Botryosphaeriales, Botryosphaeriaceae. Gene Ontology annotation, biological process: regulation of DNA-templated transcription. The transcript is spliced from 4 exons.